AUGGUAGCAAUUGAUGAGAAAAGUGUGCAUUUAGAUGAGGUGUUAAAAAAAUUCGGUCCCAUUAAUCGUUACCACGUUCAAGCAAUAAUUCUGAUCAGUUUUGCUUUUUUCAAUAAUGGCAUGCAUUGCAUUAAUUACGUUAUAGUUGCAGAGGAAACGCCGUACAGAUGCAAAAUAGAACCGUGUGAAAUGCAAAGCAAUGUUUUCGAGUCUUCGUGGCACAAUUUCACUGUUCCUCCGGACUCACGAGGAUGUAAGAGAUACCGAUCUGAUCUCAAAGAAUGUGAUCCAUUCAGCUUCAACACAUCAAUUGUGGAAACUUGUGAUGAAUGGGUUUACAAGAAAAACGAUAGCUUUGUCGCUGAGUUUCAGUUAGCGUGUCAGAAUUGGAAACGAACUUUUGUUGGAACCGUUCAUAGUAUUGGACUCAUGUGUGGAUUAUUUUUUCAAGGACAGCUAUCCGAUAAGAUUGGACGGAAAGCCGCUAUAGUAAUAUCAGGUCUAGCUGCCGGUGUGCUAGGCAUUGCAAAGAGUUUUUCGAAUACCUAUACAUUAUACGUGAUUUUAGAGUGGCUAGAAGCCACUAUAGGAGACAAUUGUUCACCUGCUUUUAUUUUAGCCGUUGAACUGGUUCACAGCGACUACAGAUUGCACCAACAAAUAUUUUUGUGCGUCAUUGCUGCGAUGGGUGGAGUAACAUUUGCCAUAGCAGCGUACGUAGUGCCGUACUGGAGAGACUUUGUUAGAGUUAUUUACGCUCCAGCUUUCCUGUACAUCAUAAUAUAUUUCAUCAUGGAUGAGAGCGUGCGAUGGUUAUUAAGUAAAGGAAAGAGGAAACAAGCAACAAAGUUAUUAUUAAAAAUGGCGAAGAUAAAUAAAAUCUCUCUGGAUAGAAAAAUGCUUCUUAAUAUACAGUGUGAAGAUGGGACAAAGAAUUCUGCCUUGAGGGAGACAUUCCGAUCAAGGAUUGUUACAAAACGAUUUUUAAUAUGUUUAUUAUGGUGGACUUCUUGUACUUUCAUCUGUUUUGGCUUAAUAGUGAAUGUGGGGUCGCUGGCCGGGAACAAAUAUUUGAAUUUUGCCAUCAUGUCUUUAUCGGAUAUUCCAGCCAGUAUUGCGAUGUUUUAUGUACUAAAACGAUUUAAAAGGAAGAAGCCACUUCUUGUUUCAUUUCUAACAGCAGGACUCUUAUGUUUAACUCAACCCUUCGUGCCGAAAAAAUAUGUAUGGAUGUCAACGGGUAUGUACUUUCUGGGAAGAUUUGUAUCAACAUUCACUUUCGGCACCGUAUAUAUUUACACUUCGGAAUUGUUUCCAACUUAUUCGAGAAAUUCUAUGCACGCUUUGUGUUCAGCUAUCGGCCGUAUCGGAUCCAUUUUGGCGCCAAUGACACCACUACUAACUCAGUAUAUGGAAAGUCUUCCGACAUUGUUAUUUGGGAGUAUAUCAAUUGCUGCUGGUCUCACAACUUUGCUGGUACCUGAUUUGGAUAAUGAACCGUUACCUGAUAAUGUGCAGCAAGCUGAAGCUAUAGGUGUUAAACGUCUUAAUGUUGAGAAGAUGAAAGAAGACAUUUGA
Danaus chrysippus (African queen) is the source of this 1578-nucleotide messenger RNA. The record is from the annotation of a GenBank genome assembly. Lineage: Eukaryota; Metazoa; Arthropoda; Insecta; Lepidoptera; Nymphalidae.